UUUCUGCUGCCUUCGCACCCAAGUCGUCGUCGUCGUCGUCUACUACUACUACUGCUGCUAGUCUUCAUUCCUCCAUUCUAGCCUCCUAUUAGUAUUAUUAGCACCCCAAGUCCGACCCCUAGUCACCGUCUACUCAGGCUCCCCAACCAUGGCGACGGCGGCGGCGGAGGUCCCAGUGUCAGCGCCGGUGAGGACAGUGAAGGUCACCAAUGUCUCACUUAGUGCAACUGUACAAGACAUUAAGGAGUUCUUUUCCUUUUCAGGAGAUAUUGAACAUGUGGAGAUGCAAAGUGGUGAUGAGUGGUCUCAAGUUGCAUAUGUGACUUUCAAAGAUGCACAAGGUGCAGAGACUGCAUUUCUCCUUUCGGGUGCCACAAUAGUUGAUCUUUCUGUCAUCAUUGCACCUGCUCCAGAAUAUCAGCCACCCCCUACUGCCUCUGCUCCACCAAUGAGUGGAACCAGAGUUCCAGUUGGUGGAGACAACAACGUUGUCCACAAGGCUGAGGAUGUCGUCAGCACUAUGCUUGCUAAGGGUUUUGUCCUAGGCAAAGACGCGGUUGGCAAGGCCAAAGCUUUCGACGAGAAGCACGGCUUCACAUCCACAGCUGGUGCCAAGGUGGCCUCCAUUGACAAGAAAAUCGGCCUGAGCGAGAAGAUCACCACAGGCACUUCCAUGGUGAGUGAGAAGGUGAAGGAGAUGGACCAGAAGUUCCAGGUCUCUGACAAGACCAAGUCUGCUUUCGCUGCUGCCGAGCAGAAGGUGAGCAGCGCUGGAUCGGCCAUCAUGAAGAACAGGUACGUCUUCACCGGCGCAUCGUGGGUCACCAACGCGUUCAACAAAGUUGCCAAGGCCGCCACGGAUGUUGGGACAAUGACCAAGGAGAAGAUGGCUGCUGAGGAGCAGCACAAGACUUCAGGGCCUUCUUCUGGGGGGCACUCGUAUACGCCCAUUCAAUGAUUCUUUGGCUUUGGUCUUAUGUGCCUCCCUCGGCGUGUUGUAUUAUUGGUGGAUGUAAAACAUAGAUACAGAACAGAUCAGGCCUCCUGCCAUAUGUUCAUCGUUCCAUGUGUUAAAUUUCGCACUGCAGGAAUUUUUGUUUUCGUAGACCAGGAAAGUAUGGUGAUACCAAUGCAUUUAGCUUAUAUGAAUCCAUGUUCAGGCUGGUUCUGGUUGAGAUUCAAAUGAACUUGUGAUGAACUGGUGGGAAUAAUAAUACGGUGGUGGUGUUUCCAGAAAGUUGGGUCAA
This is a messenger RNA of Panicum hallii, 1247 nucleotides long. Its product is annotated as binding partner of ACD11 1-like. The transcript has 5 exons. The record is from RefSeq and is a predicted model, not a curated record. The coding region runs from base 149 to 958 and encodes 269 amino acids. Lineage: Eukaryota; Viridiplantae; Streptophyta; Magnoliopsida; Poales; Poaceae. Gene Ontology annotation, molecular function: RNA binding.